Gamsiella multidivaricata is the source of this 1593-nucleotide messenger RNA. RefSeq names its product flavoprotein-like protein. NCBI's taxonomy places the organism in Eukaryota, Fungi, Mortierellomycota, Mortierellomycetes, Mortierellales, Mortierellaceae. Gene Ontology annotation, molecular function: flavin adenine dinucleotide binding; FMN binding; [methionine synthase] reductase (NADPH) activity. The transcript is spliced from 3 exons. The record is from RefSeq and is a predicted model, not a curated record. Gene Ontology annotation, biological process: homocysteine metabolic process. Gene Ontology annotation, cellular component: cytosol. Bases 189 to 1364 code for a protein of 391 amino acids.
ACUUGUUCUCUCCUUGUCGAUCACGCCCGAAGAGAUCUUGACUCCAUCGCUCUUCAUCGCCUUCCUACUCCACUCCACUCCUCUCCACUCGCUUGAUUCCAUCCAUUCAUUCUUUUGUUUAUCUGCCUCUUCUAUCAUCCCAACCAAUCUCUUGUUCUAUACUCAUUGGAGCCACAGCACUGAUCAAUAUGGUUCCUGAGACAGAUCUUGUUCCGCAGGCGGACCAUCUCACUGUCUUCUUCGCCUCUCAGACCGGCAAUGCAGAGUCCAUCUCUCGUAACAUUCACGAGCAGGCUCAGGAGAGAGGAUUCAAGUCAGCUCACUUUGCUCUUAACGACUUUGCCAAGGUUGACUGGGACAAGGAAGAGUGUCUCGUCUUUGUGGUCUCUACCACGGGCGACGGCGAUCCUCCAGACAACUCAACAAAGUUCUGGCGCCAUCUCCGUAAGCUCAAGGGCGUUGGUCUCACUAAGGCCAAAUAUGCCAUUCUUGGCCUCGGAGAUACCAAUUACGACAACUUUUGCCAGACAGCUAAGCGACUUGACACUCGCCUUCAGGAGCUUGGAGCCAGCCCAUUUUAUGCUCGAGGGCUCGCUGACGAUGCUACAGGUCUGGAAGAAACUGUGGAUCCGUGGAUUAUGAACCUUUGGCCAGCUCUCGCUCACCAGGUCAUUUGUGCUCCCACGAUCCAUGACCUACCCCAGCCUCAUCUCAAUAAGGAAGAGGAGCAGAUUGUCAAGCAUAUCAUCGAAGCAGAGAGGAAGGAGCACGAACACCAAUCAUCUUCGCCGAAGGCACCACCAGCAAGUCCCUCAGCUGUUAAAGACAAGGGCACCAUGGAAUCAUUGAUCAAGGGUGUCGAGUCGCUCUCUGUCGCUACUGAGAAGACACCCAUAGUCCCUGCUACCGGACACACAAUCAACGUCGACUUUUCAGUCAUGGCCAAUCAUACCAACCUUACAGCUUUGCCGCGAGUUCCCAACGCCAAUCUGAAGAUCGUAGAUGCUGACAGCACAACAACCUCGACAACUACUGGUGGCAUCCCUUCAUUUAUUCAGACCCCUUCUCGCUUGAUGCUGGCCAAGAUUAACAGCAUCCAGUGCUUGACGCCUGCGGAUGCAUUGAAGCGCACACUUUCGAUUGAGUUUGGAUUUGAAGACGACGUUGAAUAUGCUCCAGGAGAUUCAUUUGGCAUCUGGGCACCUAACGACGAAUCCUUGGUCCGUGGAGUCUUUGCCGCAUUGGAUGUGAAGGAAGAAGACAUGAGUAAACGGAUCAAACUGGAGGGCGAAGGUAACAUAUCAACACAUGGAAGUGAUUUGACCCCGUAUGGGCGUCCAUCCUGCAAGAAAAUCACUGUUUAAUCGCUCAUCUCUGUCGUUUGUGCAAAAUAGGUAUCCCAUCUCAUCUUCAAUCUGUGCAGUCGGCAACAUUGUUAGAUGUGUUUCGCUAUGCCGUGGAUCUGACAACUGUUCCCAAGAAGGCAAAUUUUCGUCUCUAUGCAGAUCACGCUGCUGAUUUGACCGAUAAGCAGAAAUUGAUGUUUAUGGCGUCUAAACAAGGAGCGGAUCAGUUCAAUGCAUUCCGCGCGCA